AUGAUCAGCUCGGUGUGUGUCUCCUCCUACCGCGGGCGCAAGUCGGGGAACAAGCCUCCGUCCAAAACAUGUCUGAAGGAGGAGAUGGCCAAGGGCGAGGCGUCGGAGAAGAUCAUCAUCAACGUGGGCGGCACGCGACAUGAGACCUACCGCAGCACCCUGCGCACUCUACCGGGCACCCGCCUUGCCUGGCUGGCGGAUCCCGACGGCGGGGGUCGGCAGGAGUCGGAUGGUGGCGGUGCAGGCAGCAGCGGCAGCAGCGGUGGCGGGGGCUGUGAGUUCUUCUUUGAUCGGCACCCGGGUGUUUUUGCCUAUGUGCUCAACUACUACCGUACCGGUAAGCUGCACUGCCCCGCCGACGUCUGUGGGCCUCUCUUCGAGGAAGAGCUCACCUUCUGGGGUAUUGAUGAAACUGAUGUGGAGCCUUGCUGCUGGAUGACCUAUAGGCAGCACCGCGAUGCUGAAGAGGCACUGGACAUCUUCGAGAGCCCGGACGGGGGCGGGGGUGGCGCAGGGCCCAGCGAUGAGGCUGGCGACGAUGAGCGGGAGUUGGCCUUGCAGCGUCUGGGCCCCCAUGAGGGAGGCGCGGGCUCUGGUGCUGGAUCCGGGGGCUGCCGUGGCUGGCAGCCCCGAAUGUGGGCGCUCUUCGAGGAUCCCUACUCAUCCCGGGCAGCCAGGGUGGUAGCCUUUGCCUCUCUCUUCUUCAUCCUGGUCUCCAUUACCACCUUCUGCCUGGAGACCCACGAGGCCUUCAACAUCGACCGCAACGUGACAGAGAUCCACCGGGUAGGGAACAUCACCAGCGUGCGCUUCCGGCGGGAGGUAGAAACAGAGCCCAUCCUCACUUACAUCGAGGGUGUGUGCGUGAUGUGGUUCACUCUAGAGUUCCUGGUUCGCAUUGUGUGCUGCCCGGACACACUGGACUUUGUCAAGAACCUGCUCAACAUCAUCGACUUUGUGGCCAUCUUGCCCUUCUACUUGGAGGUGGGACUGAGUGGCCUGUCAUCCAAGGCGGCUCGGGAUGUGCUGGGUUUCCUGCGCGUGGUGCGCUUUGUACGCAUCCUGCGCAUCUUCAAGCUCACGCGCCACUUUGUAGGGCUGCGUGUGCUGGGCCACACACUCCGAGCCAGCACCAAUGAGUUCCUGUUGCUUAUCAUCUUCCUGGCCCUGGGUGUGCUCAUCUUUGCCACCAUGAUCUAUUAUGCUGAACGAAUUGGGGCCAGGCCAUCUGACCCACGGGGCAACGACCACACCGACUUCAAGAACAUCCCCAUUGGCUUCUGGUGGGCCGUGGUCACCAUGACAACACUUGGCUAUGGGGACAUGUACCCGAAGACGUGGUCAGGAAUGCUGGUUGGGGCCCUGUGUGCACUGGCUGGUGUGCUGACCAUUGCUAUGCCUGUGCCUGUCAUCGUCAACAAUUUUGGUAUGUACUACUCCCUGGCUAUGGCCAAGCAGAAGCUGCCCAAGAAGCGAAAGAAGCACGUACCGCGGCCAGCCCAGCUUGAGUCACCCAUGUACUGCAAGUCUGAGGAAACUUCGCCCCGGGACAGCACCUACAGUGACAUCAGCCCCCCUGCCCGGGAAGAGGGUAUGGUUGAGAGGAAACGGGCAGACUCUAAGCAGAAUGGUGAUGCGAAUGCGGUGCUGUCUGAUGAGGAGGGAGCUGGCCUCACCCAGCCCCUGGCCUCGGCCCCCACCCCUGAAGAGCGUCGGGCCCUGCGACGCUCAGGCACACGAGACAGAAACAAGAAAGCAGCUGCCUGCUUCCUGCUCAGUGCUGGGGACUAUGCCUGUGCCGAUGGCAGUGUCCGAAAAGAAGGCAAUGUUGAACCGAAAGCGUGCGUCCCAGUGUCUCACACCUGUGCUCUUUAAACACAGAGACCUGCCAAGACGCCCUCUCGUCCAACUAUGCCCACGCUGAAGUCCUCACCCUCUCUUAAGGCGGCACCAACGUGAGAAAGACAGGCAGACAGACAGAAAGCCAGAGGCUUAGGGAAACUCUGGAACCCAGGCACGAAUCUUGCUGGGAAAGACUCAGAUAUCCUUGUUUGCUCAGAACUGGUGGAAAAACCUCUCAUGCGACUCUCGGGCCCCAGAGCCAUCUGGGUCUGAUGCUCUGUUCUACUGUACAUUGAAGAGACAUAUAUGCACAUAUAGUAUCUAUAUUCAUACGUACUAUAUACUCUUGUGUGUAGUGCACGUACUACUGGUGGUCUGUCUUCAUUGUUAGGCUAUGUCUCCCAAGUCUUCUUCCCACCCUGUGUCCCCUCCCCUCUUCCUUCAUGGAUUGCUCCUUCUGACCAUGUUGUAUGGAAUGUCCCAGGGAAAGUAGUGGGCCUGGCACCUGCCCCUCCAGCUGGGUGGUCCCAGGCUGCUCUCACUUGGGGGUGUUUCCCCUGCCAGCAGGUGGCCUGUUGAAGUCUGCUAAGGCAAGAUUGCCCUCCAGGGUCACUGCUUCACUAGCCCAACCCCACCCCAGAUUGGGGUUCUACCUCCCACCCCACACUGGGGGCACUUCCAGGGGCUCUUCUGUAGCCUCUGUAGCUCCUUCCAGGACCCCCUUCUGUGCCCUUGACAGAGGGGAGUUUCAUUUCUUUUGUGUGAGUCUCCUUUGUCCAUUUGUUUUCAAAGAUGCUGCUGGGCAGAUGGAAGGGGAUCUGUUUGCCCAUCUGGCUCAGGGGUCUGAGAAGGGGACACCUUGGGCGAGAGGAGACCAGUCGCAAUACUGUACUUCCUGGCCGGCGGCCAGAGGAUGCGUGCAAUAGCAGAGGCCAGGUGACCCCUUCAGCCUUGGCCUCUGCCCCUCCCUCGGCCCUUCCUGCCCACCCUUGGUAUUGGUCAGUCCUUUUCUAAAGCUGUUCCCUCGUGUGUGUCUGAGGCACGCUUAGGCCGGGCCCCUUGUGCCCUGUCUGCAUGCCCUCAACUGUCAUGCUGUGCCCGAGCACCAAUAAAGACAUCCAGGUGUCCUGC
Messenger RNA from Chionomys nivalis (European snow vole), 2973 nucleotides. It is a transcript of the gene Kcnc4, whose product is annotated as potassium voltage-gated channel subfamily C member 4. Gene Ontology annotation, biological process: potassium ion transmembrane transport; protein homooligomerization. The coding region runs from base 1 to 1875 and encodes 624 amino acids. Gene Ontology annotation, cellular component: axon; neuronal cell body membrane; voltage-gated potassium channel complex. Lineage: Eukaryota; Metazoa; Chordata; Mammalia; Rodentia; Cricetidae. The record is from RefSeq and is a predicted model, not a curated record. The transcript has 4 exons. Gene Ontology annotation, molecular function: protein binding; delayed rectifier potassium channel activity.